AUGGACGCCGCUUCCCGUUUCUUUCCCAGCCGCACUUACUGGGAGCCAAUCCGACCCUCCGGCGAGGAAGUUGCUGAGCGCGUACAAGCGUACAAACACUGCGACACUCAUCCAAAACGAGGCUCCCAAACAGACACCCCACUUUAUUCAUCAAGCGUGGAUCCUGCCCAGCCAUUUCGGACCCAAAUCAAGGCCCCAGAAUUCAAAGUCGCCAUGCGCGACAAGAAGUUUAAAUGGUGGAAUGCACCUCCUAAAACGGAUCCCAAAUCGAAACUUGAAGCCGCCAAGUCUGGUAAGCUCGAACUCCACGUUCCAAGUGUUGAGGCGCUCGAAAUUGAUGCCCCUUUUCUCUCACCAAGCCGCGAUGGCCUUCGCUCGUUUCGUGCUGCUUCCUACCAGUUGGUGGAGCGUGACCGGUUGUUUAAACUCUACAACGGGAGUGGGCGCUCCAAAGAGCCAGUUGGGGCCUAUGAGACUCAUUAUCUUGACCACAAUAUCCACGCCAAGCUUCCUGCUGCCGAACCCAAAGAAGAGAAGCCUAGUGCCGAAGCCGAAAGGAUCGGUACUUGGUGGAGUUGUGUGGUAAGUAUUGAGUGGAAGACGAACUGGACGCUGUUUUGGGCGUGCUCUACGUGGAUUGGCCUUUUCAUCACUGGGGCGGGCACGUUAUUCUGGGGCAUGGAGCCCAUUGUCAAGCCGGUCUUGGCUUUCAUUUCCCAGUGGGUAGUGGAACUUGCUUUCGCGUGGUGCUUUCUUUUCCUCCUGGCUUUGCUAGUAAUAUAA
Molecule: messenger RNA, 783 nt
Organism: Hyaloscypha bicolor E
Lineage: Eukaryota; Fungi; Ascomycota; Leotiomycetes; Helotiales; Hyaloscyphaceae
Exons: 1
Coding region: 1-783 (260 amino acids)
Source: RefSeq, a predicted model, not a curated record